AUGGUUCGAACACUGGCUAGGAUUGUGUUGGCAGUCUUCUCCGUGCAGCUGUACAGCACCCUGUACCCUCGUCGCUUGAUUUCCACGGCUAACCAGACGACAGCUGAUCUAUCAUUGGAUGAGCCAACACCGGUACAGCGAGCACCGGACGGACCAACGCCGACGCCAACAUGCACCCUCAAAAUCUUUGAGUUCCCGCCUGUGCAAACAGAAUGCACGUUUUACGAGAAUACGGUGACGGCAACAAGCUACACCGAAUGCCACGGCUGCGCGAUACAGACAGUUGUGCUUGGACUCGGACUCCCCUGUCGCAAAAUCGACUAUCUGCCUGGGGAUACGACGACGACGGUGACGCAGUGCUCAACCACCCCGUUGCCGAGCGGCGGGAACGUAGAGAUGCCGUGGAAGUAG
This is a messenger RNA of Plenodomus lingam JN3, 411 nucleotides long. Lineage: Eukaryota; Fungi; Ascomycota; Dothideomycetes; Pleosporales; Leptosphaeriaceae. The record is from RefSeq and is a predicted model, not a curated record.